AUGGACUUUCAGAAUCGAGCUGGUUCCAAGCCUGGUUCUGGCGGUGUUGCCGACUCUUCCCAGUUCAAUGUGGACCGUAGAGAACGACUUCGCAAGCUUGCUAGCGAAACCAUUGACCUAACAAAGGAUCCAUACUUUAUGAAAAACCACUUGGGUUCAUACGAAUGCAAACUAUGUCUUACUCUUCACACUAAUGAAGGUUCUUAUCUUGCACAUACUCAAGGCAAAAAGCAUCAAACCAAUCUUGCUCGUCGUGCAGCCAAGGAUGCCAGAGAACCCAAUAUGUUUCCAGCUAUUCGCAAGGUAGCCAUUAAGAUUGGUCGACCUGGAUACAAGGUUACCAAAGUACGAGAUCCAACCACAUACCAACUUGGAUUGCUUUUUCAGGUGCAUUAUCCCGAGAUUGGUAAGGAUAGCGGUAUUGAGAACUUAAAGCCUCGACAUCGGUUCAUGUCAGCAUAUGAGCAGCGAAUUGAGCCUCCGUUGAAGAAUUUCCAGUACUUGCUGAUUGCUGCCGAACCUUACGAGACCAUUGCAUUCAAGGUGCAAAGUUUGGAGGUAGAUCGGGGUGAAGGCCGAUUCUGGUCACAUUGGGAUCCAGAUGCUAAACAGUUCCACCUGCAGUUUUUUUUCAAAGGAGAUCGUGGAAGUGGGGCGACUGCGCUACCCGACGCACCAUCAAAAUAA
Messenger RNA from Batrachochytrium dendrobatidis JAM81, 687 nucleotides. RefSeq lists its product as uncharacterized. Gene Ontology annotation, cellular component: catalytic step 2 spliceosome; U2-type prespliceosome; U2 snRNP. Bases 1 to 687 code for a protein of 228 amino acids. The transcript is spliced from 3 exons. NCBI's taxonomy places the organism in Eukaryota, Fungi, Chytridiomycota, Chytridiomycetes, Rhizophydiales. Gene Ontology annotation, biological process: spliceosomal complex assembly. The record is from RefSeq and is a predicted model, not a curated record. Gene Ontology annotation, molecular function: zinc ion binding; nucleic acid binding.